GAAGAAGAAGAAGAAGAAGAACGUACUUUCUUUAGUUUCUGUGCGCUGUGCCUUUAACAUGGACUCUGACGUCACGGUGCGGUCGGCUUCGAUUGGCUGGCUCACUUCCGGGUGUGUGUUGCUCCUGCAGAGCAGCAUGGCAGCUGAACCGUGGAACAGAGUAAACAUUUCCUUCCCUGGAGCUGUUUCAAGUGUCCGGGUAACUUUCAGCUCAGCUACAGGUAAAAAUGUUGCAGCUCUGUUGGUUGAAAACGAGAACGUCCUCAAACUGCUCCGCAGUGAGGUUCUUCAGACGGAGGUCCGCGUUCUCUACGAGCUGCUGUACAUCCUCAACAACAGCUUCAGGGGAAACAAGACGCUCAAAAGUUUAAAGCAGGUUGAACAAUGUGUAAACAGGCUGAAGAACAUGAAGCUGGACGUGGCUCUUGAUGAACUGACUUAUCUGUGUCCCAACAGGAUUCAAAGAGGACUCGGCAUCAAGACUGGUGAUUGUGAUGUUCCCAGUCAGCCAAUGCUGGAGUGGCUCUGUCUCAAAGUGCUGGGAGCUACCCAGCUGAUGAGCUGCACGUUGGACCGCUGCAUCAGAGCAUUCUCACUCUCAAAUCAGCAGAUGAAAUUGGAGUUUGUUAUCUUGAAUUUGGUGAUAACCAGCUUGCUCAGUCGAUUGUGGGUGAUUUUCCGUGGUGUCCUGGUCAGCCUGUCUACUCUGUACCAGCAGCUCCUGGAGUUCCUCAGAGAAGUCGCCCAAGCUCAGCCCAUGCCCUUCCUCACAGACUUCUCCCUGCCCGCAGAUGUGGCUCAGCUCCUGAGUCCUUCUCAUGCAUCGUUACUGAUCAAAAGACCAAAGCAUGGUGCCCAGGCCAAAGACCACAAGGUGACACAGAAGAAGAAGAAGAAGAAGAAGAGAUCUUCUGUUCAAGUCAGUAACAGAGGACAGAAGGGGAAGGUUAAAGAAGACCUGGGCGUGGCUAUUCAAAGAGGUUUAGUUCAUGACACAGACAUGAAGCCAUUUCUGGAGGUUUUCAGGAACUUUAAGGAGACACCUAACAAGAAAGACAGGGCACAAAGCUUCAAGAAACUAUUGAGAGAAGCGACUUCAUUCAAAGACAUGGCAGCUUGUCUGGAAGAAAGGAUCAGAUGGUGUAAAUCCCAGCAAAGACAAAAGGAAAAAUGUCUUUUAACCUUCCUGCAGUUGAAGUGCCACAAGAUGACGUGCCUGGAGGCUGCUGGCUAUAAUGUCCAGAGGAGGUUGCAGAGCUUCAGACAGGAAGCUCUCUGGGCUUCAUCUCCUCGUGGUCCAGCGCCGAGAACCUGCCGCUUCUCUGCUGACCUGAGGAUGAACCCUCGCCGGAGAGCACGUUUCCAGUUCCUCAGGAGACAAAUAAGGUUGUCAACAAUCAAGACUGGUAUAAAAAAGAAACACCUGUGGAGCAAGAGUAGAAGGAGGUUUGAGUUAUCAGCAUCUGGACUGUCAGAGGAUGAACAAAGAACCUGGACCACACAUAAGGAGACACCUCAGACCACUGACUGUGAAGGCCAAGAUGACAUAGAUGAUAUUUUUGCCUCUGUAGGUUUGUGACACUUUGAAACAAACUCACUGUGUGCAGCUGAGCUCAGUAUGCUCUCGGUCUCAUUCCUGUUUUUAAAAUAAUGAAGCCAAAGAAUGUUGAGUUGGGAUGUGCUGGUUGGUUUAAAGGUGAGAGUCUGGUGCAGCUCUGACCGCAUCCACCAUCACAACAGGGAUGUGGCUUGAUUUAAAGACCUCAGUCAGUAAAAAAGGUUUUAACUGGUGACACUUGCAAUAUAGGAGUUUGUGCCUUAGUUAUAAUAAAACCUUUUUAUUAUUGAUCCUGUGUCUGAGUUACAUGUUGCCAGGGAUCAGUUGAACUCUUCAUGGUUAUCAAUUUCUAAUAACAGUGUUUAAGCACUUUAAAUUUAGAAAUUUAAUGGUAAAUAUCAUAUUAGGACACAAACCUCCCAUCUGCAAGAAGAAAGGAUUUUCUGAUAUUUACAAAGUGCAGGAUGUCAAUGCAGAAAGGUUUUAAAUGCCUGUUGACUAUAAUACAAAAUGUCUGCAUAAGAUGUGUAUUUACAUUUAUCUGGAUAUGACAUAAAUGACAUGGACGUGUGAGAAGGAAUAAAACCAGUACAAUACUUCAAGGUUUUUACUCGUAACGUUUAGUCUCUGAGACUGUAAUAACUAAUAACAACAUAUCAACUCAAGAUGAAUGCUGAAAAUGUAAAGGAUUAAAUUAAGAUGACUGUACUCACUAACACAGUGUAAACAUGAUGAUAGCAACUCAGUGAGAAAAAAUACUAAAUAAACUCAGCUCAGUAAUAAGUUAAAAAUAUCUUGGUCAUUGUAUGGGAUGACAGAUGAGGAUAUCUACAGCCAUGGUGAUUGCUCAAGCAAAUAUUGUAUGCAGGUUUAGUUGGUGCACAGAUGGAGUGACUAUGUCAGAGUAUAUUGCACAUAUUGCCCUG
Messenger RNA from Paralichthys olivaceus (Japanese flounder), 2484 nucleotides. RefSeq names its product nucleolus and neural progenitor protein (gene rmp64). Gene Ontology annotation, cellular component: nucleus. The record is from RefSeq and is a predicted model, not a curated record. Gene Ontology annotation, biological process: positive regulation of Notch signaling pathway. Lineage: Eukaryota; Metazoa; Chordata; Actinopteri; Pleuronectiformes; Paralichthyidae.